This is a messenger RNA of Rotaria sordida, 948 nucleotides long. Lineage: Eukaryota; Metazoa; Rotifera; Eurotatoria; Philodinida; Philodinidae. The record is from the annotation of a GenBank genome assembly.
AUGGAAUGUUGUUCAAAAUAUUGGAUAAAGAAUGAUAUAAAAGAACUUGAUUUACGUUUGAAAAACCAAUUGAUAGGUCAACCACUUGCGUAUAAUCUCGUAUUAAGAUCAAUUAGCUCACAUGUAUCUAAUUCAAAUCCGUCCAAAUCUCUUGUUCUUUCUUUGCAUGGUGGUACUGGUACAGGGAAAAAUUUUGUUGCAAAACACAUUGUCGAAAGUCUCUAUCGUGAAGGUUACAAAAGUAAAUACGUCCGACUUUAUGUUGUUUCACGUGAUUUUAUGCAUACCGAUACGGCACAUAUCAGUCAGUACAAGGAUCGUUUAACGAAAGAUAUUGAAGAAAUAACUAGUGCAUGUCAACAAGCAACAUUUGUCUUUGAUGAAAUCGAUCAAAUGCCUAGUCAAUUAUUAGAUGUUAUUCUAUAUUAUAUUGAUUUUCAUACUCCUACAAGUUCUCGACCGAUUGAUUUUCGUAAAACGAUUUUUAUCUUCUUAAGUAAUACUGGUGGCACAUCAAUAAUUAAAUUAGCUGAAAAAAAUCAUUUAUUAUCAAUAAAACGUGAAAAUUAUAAUAUUCUUGAAUUUCAACAAGUUCUUUCCAAUGCAGCAUUUAAUGAACAAGGUGGAUUACAAUCUGCAUCAUUGAUCGAUCGACAUUUAAUUACAUUUUUUGUUCCAUUUCUUCCUCUUGAACGCAUACAUAUUCGCGGUUGUAUAAAACGGCAACUUCAAAUAAUUCUUGAUACUGAUGAAUAUCAAUAUGAUUUAUCUGAAGAUGAUAUUAUUAAUCAUGUUUUAAAUUUAAUUGAAUUUACAUCAUCAUCUCUAGAAUAUUCUGUAUCGGGUUGUAAAAAGAUUCAACAAAAACUUGAUUAUAUUUUUGAAAGUCUUCAACCAACAUUUAAAAAAUCAAAAAAACAAAUAGAAGAUUCUGAUGAUUUAUUGUAA